AUGAUACUGGUGGCAAUAAUGGCGGAACUACUGGAGGAAUAUACGGCUUUGCUAGCGAGGAUGCUGGAGCAUAUGUUCCAAUCGGCGCCUUUUCCAGGUCGAGUUCGUUUUCUGAUACUUCGCAACCUUCCUUUCGUUUCCUAUGGCUAUGCUCCUCCUCUCAUUCGUGCCCCUCCUGCUUGAGUCUUGAGAAUUUAGAUUAGAUUUAUUAGAUGCAGGAUUUCUUACUUGGUUGUGCAUAGUUCAUUCUAUACACUUUUGUUUUUGUAUGUAACCUAUGUUACUUAUCCGCACUAGUUCUUUUUUAAUUUGCUUGUUUGUUAAUCUUCGUGAUUCCAUUUAAAACAGGGAGUGGAUAUUGAUGUUCUGGAUC
Messenger RNA from Ziziphus jujuba (common jujube), 373 nucleotides. RefSeq lists its product as uncharacterized. The record is from RefSeq and is a predicted model, not a curated record. Lineage: Eukaryota; Viridiplantae; Streptophyta; Magnoliopsida; Rosales; Rhamnaceae. The transcript has a single exon. The coding region runs from base 1 to 183 and encodes 60 amino acids.